AUGAAUCCCCCAAUGGAGAGCGUUGGCCAAUACUUACAUGGGGCUCGCGACUUUCGUCUGGAAAGCAAGUCUCUGGCAGAGCCUGCUGACGACGAAGUUCAAGUAGUCCCUCGGUCGACAUCGCUGUGCGGGUCUGACCUUCAUUAUUACAACCACUACCGAAAUGGAAGCAUUUCUGUGAAAGAGCCUCUUUGCCUAGGACAUGAAUCGGCCGGGCAGAUUGUCGCUCUGGGCUCCAACAUCGCCCAGCUGAACCCGACGCUCGCUGUUGGGGAUCGAGUUGCGCUCGAAGUAGGAGUACCCUGCGAAAACUGCGCCGAUUGUCAAAACGGGCGUUACAAUAUCUGCAGUGAACUGCGCUUUCGUAGUUCCGGGUCAAAGUUCCCUCAUUUUCAAGGCACGUUGCAGAGCUGCAUCAAUCAUCCGGCCAAAUGGGUUCAUAAGCUCCCCGAGGGCCUGGAUUAUGAGACGGGCGCCCUUUUAGAGCCCCUGGCUGUUGCAGUUCAUGCCGUCCGCAGGGCCAAAAAUGCUCGCAGUGAUCAACGAACUUGUUUGAUUUUUGGUGCUGGUCCCGUGGGGCUUUUAUGCGCAGUUGCAGCCAAAGCAGGCCGAUUUCAGAAGAUCGUCAUCGCGGAUAUCGAUCAGGGCCGUCUGCAGUUUGCCCUCAAAAACGGCUUCGCCUCGAGCAUAUAUUUGGUUCCGCUCAUGGGAGGACAGACAAUCGAGGAGAAACUCGAGAUUGCAAAGAGAACUGUGGCCGAAGUCGCAAAGCUCCAAUGGGCUGACGGCAGCGCUGUUGGGCAGGUCGAUUGCGUGUUUGAAUGUACCGGAGUGGAAUCAUGUAUACAAUCUUCAAUUUACGCAACCAAGCCAGGGGGGCAAGUAGUUUUUGUCGGUAUGGGGACACCUAACUGUACAAUGCCCUUUUCAGAGAUUCUCGCCAAAGAGAUCGAUUUGCUUCCAACAUGGCGCUAUGCUAAUGCAUACCCGAGGGCCAUUGAGAUUGCUGCUAUGUCUGUGGCUAGCACAACUCUCCCUGAUAUUCGGAGACUGAUCACGCAUCGAUACGAAGGACUGGAGUCAAUACCGGCGGCGUUCCAGACAGCUGGUAAAACAAAGGAUGGAAAAGGAGAUUUGGUUGUUAAAACAGUUGUGAACUUCCCAUCAACAUCAUGA
This is a messenger RNA of Talaromyces atroroseus, 1176 nucleotides long. RefSeq lists its product as hypothetical. Bases 1 to 1176 code for a protein of 391 amino acids. The transcript is spliced from 2 exons. Gene Ontology annotation, molecular function: L-iditol 2-dehydrogenase (NAD+) activity; zinc ion binding. The record is from RefSeq and is a predicted model, not a curated record. Lineage: Eukaryota; Fungi; Ascomycota; Eurotiomycetes; Eurotiales; Trichocomaceae. Gene Ontology annotation, biological process: D-sorbitol catabolic process.